AUGGCCCCUGCACUCACGCCGGCUGCACAGGAGGACGGCGUGGACGCCACCCGCGGCCUCGCCGGAGGGGACACAGGGGACGUGCCUCCUGCCGGGGCCAGGCAGCCCACAGACGAGGCUGCCCAGAGGGCCGGCACCAGCUCCUCCCGGCGCCUUUGUUGGCAGGUGGCCGGGGUGCAGGCUCAGGCCCAGCCCCGGGUGCGCCCCGCGGGCCGGCCCGGGACCCCCCGCGGGAGCCCCCCGCGCCGCGCCGCCACCAGCCGGGCUCUCGGGGAAACAGGACCCACCGACGCGCGGAACAAAGGCAGGAUCUCCCAAGAAGUUGAAAUAUGCACCGUCACCAACAAGUUUAAGCAGCCGCGAGCGACGGGCGCGCUGCCCGCAGCCGGAGCCGGCGGCCGAGGGAGCCCCGCGGGGCCCGGGCAGGAGGCGCCCGCCCAGCCCCGGAGCCCCCCAACUCCGCCUCCCCCGGCCGGCAUCGCCCCGGAGCCCCCCGCGCCGCCUCUGCCGGCCGGCGCCGCCCGGAGCCCCCCAACUCCGCCUCUCCCGGGCGGCACCGCGCCCCGCGCCCCCUUACCUGGCCGGGACCGCGCCCCGGAGCCCCCCAACUCGCCUUCCCCGGCCGGCAUCGCCCCGGAGCCCCCCAACUCCGCGUCACCUAGCCGGCGCCGCGCCCCGGAGCCCCCCAACUCCACCUCAUCUGGUCUGCACCGAGCCCCGCGCCCCAUUAACGUGGCCGGCCCCGCGCCCCGCACCCCCGUACCUGGCCGGCCCCGCGCCCCCGUAACUGCCCGGCACCGCGCCCCCCGACUCCCCGAUCGCCCCCUUAUCUGGUAG
Messenger RNA from Sorex araneus (European shrew), 837 nucleotides. RefSeq lists its product as uncharacterized. The transcript is spliced from 3 exons. The record is from RefSeq and is a predicted model, not a curated record. Lineage: Eukaryota; Metazoa; Chordata; Mammalia; Eulipotyphla; Soricidae. The coding region runs from base 1 to 837 and encodes 278 amino acids.